Lineus longissimus is the source of this 2555-nucleotide messenger RNA. RefSeq lists its product as uncharacterized. The record is from RefSeq and is a predicted model, not a curated record. Bases 177 to 923 code for a protein of 248 amino acids. The transcript has 14 exons. Lineage: Eukaryota; Metazoa; Nemertea; Pilidiophora; Heteronemertea; Lineidae.
GGUUUGAUCGAUUUUAAGUGAUGACAAGUUGUCAUUAGUUUCCCGAGCAUACUUCAACGGACCGAAGGCCAAGAGGACACACACCCGCCGCAUUCAUUCAAGACAGGAUUAAACACCAAGACAAGACAAGAGUCAUCACUUUUACAGUUAAGGAGAAGUUUCAACCAAGCAACAGCAUGAUGAAGUCAUAUUUGGUCGCAUGCAUAGUUGUCCUAUGCGCAUGCCUUGUAUUAGGAAAGCCAGCACCAUCUGGUACAAAAGUAAAUAGCCAAGACAUUUCAAAAUCGAUAAACAGACUGAUUGAAGAUCUCAGAACUCACAAAGCUGCCGAGGAUCACGACCAGAAGGAACUUGUGAAGAUUGUGCUCGCCUUCGCUGGCAAGCUUCAGGAACUCCAAGAAGGCAUCCAGCAUAUUGAUGAAGUCGAAGGUCAGGCAGCGAAAGCAACUGCCAAGAGGGAAGAUGUGCUGAAAGGGCCAGGGGUCAAGGCAUCAAGCACCAACGAAGGAGACGUGCCACAUAUUGUACAGCAGGUCGUAGUCAAGGCACCAGAAGCUCCUGAUAACAUAUCUAAACUGGACGACACCCAGUUCGUCAAGCUCCUCCUAACGGCACUGGAGAAACUUCACACGAAGAAAGGAAAGAAAGAGAAGCCCAGCAAACCAGUAAAGCCAAGCAAGAGCAGAGGAGAGAUCAAAAAGGAAGUCGACAACCUUAAAGGCAGCGAAGGUGGCGAUUUCUUAGAGCGCCUUGACAAGCGAGGACAGUACUACGAUGCUGAGCUCGACGAUGGCUUCGAUAUGUUCAAGAAGAGGAACCAGAAACAGGAGAAAAAGGCCGCUGCCCGGGGUGAACAGACCAAGGAGUAUGCAAGCGAACUAGAGAAAGUUAACCGUGCCAGGAACGGCUGGCUGGAGCAGUAAGCAGCCAAGGCAGACUAAAAACCGAUUAGUGAAGAACUCACGAAAUUACUGGACCUCCUGGAUGCAAAGAAAGGCCAAUAAGGAAGGACUUUGGUUUGGACGUUGAUGUAAAUAGCACUUAAAGAAGAGCAGUAUGGAUUCAAAAACACCGUGUAUUCUCAAGCAAACAUCGCGGCCUACUCUCGCAUUCUCCCGCGAGAUACACACAAUCUCGGAAUGACGUAGGAAAAGGAGGCACUGUAAAGUUUCGAGUCCAAACUCUGUGUUGUUGUUUUUUUUCUGUUAGGACAUCAGUUCUGUACAAGAUAUCAAUCCGGUAACAUCUUUGCCUGAUAAGUGUCGUCCUGUUCGGUACACUGACUAAGGUGACAAUAACAUUGUGUAGCAGUAUAUCAUAGAUCUUGCACCACACCACCUAACGAGACAGUGUGAUACAAAAAGAAUGCAUCGUAUAUUCGUUAAAUUUCCUCCAGUUAAACCAUAAAGGAAUAAACAUAAACGUUUAUAUCUCUCACAAUUUACAUGUCAUUUUAAGCGAUACAUUUAAUGUUUCUUCCUUUCUGGUUAUACUUAGCCAUUCCAAGUCAUUUUCGGCCAGUUCUUUGUAUAAGAAGAUGAGAUACACGCCUGUUCAAUGCGACCCCUAGUUGAGAAUGUGGAAUCAGCUGGUUUAAGUGUAGAAAGUAGGAAUGAAUAUGACUAAAAGACGCUGGAAUUUUUACACAAUGAAUAAAAGAAAACUUGUACUAAGUGCUUAAUUUUGCCAAUUUUGCCUACAUGUAGGCUCCAUCGCUUCUAAGCUACAUUCGAAAGAUUUGUGCUGCUGAGCAACGUUUAAAAAGGUGUGCUUCUCAUUUAAAACAACCCGCGCUGCAUUUUGCUGAAAUAUGACUGCAACGGAUGCAUGGCGCAACCGUCACUUGUCGUCACUCCAAGUCUAACGACAGCAAUGGGGAAUACUCAGCUGUUGAAAGCACUUCAUUCAUUUACUUCAGUGUUUAAUACACUUAUAUCUAAAACUGCUAACUUUCAGCACGAACUAUCUUAUAUAGACAAACAUUUGGAAAUUACACUUCAAGGAAAGGUAAAAAAACCUUUGUUAAUGUAUUCCUGUCAGAGCUGUUAGAUAUUUUUCCAAAAUGAACGCGAUUUGUCAAAUCCGCCGAGCGAUAUCGAAGCAUCAGGUGGCGCAUUUGCUCCGUUUAUCACGUGACCAUUAUUUAUGGUAUCCGUGGCUUUUUUUGGAGACACUACCCUCAGCAUUGACGCGAGCAGUAAACCAGUCCAAUUUUUCUAAAACAUAUCAGAAUGUAUGUGCAUGUUGACCAUUUCAGACGCCGAUACUCAUCAAAGGUUUGACAUGAGGGAGUUUCGUCAGGUGCGAAUUUCGUCUAUGUCAAUUUUACGUAUGGCCGCGUCACAGAUUACGCAAAGUCAUACGUAAAAUAGAUACGCAGACGUCGGCCAAGAGCUAUUUUUCUGAUCUGUCGAAACUCACUAUUGGUUGUCAGCUGGCGAUCAAAAUGAUGUAUUCAUCAAACUUACAGUAAUCGAAUCAGUGUAUCAAAAGUUUACCCAAUUGUGAUAAUUGUAGCGUGUUUUAAAGAUAAUAAAGCACUUUUGUACAAGCCA